Fusarium sp. VM40 is the source of this 1134-nucleotide messenger RNA. The record is from the annotation of a GenBank genome assembly. NCBI's taxonomy places the organism in Eukaryota, Fungi, Ascomycota, Sordariomycetes, Hypocreales, Nectriaceae.
AUGUAUGAGCCUCUCAGUGUCGCCGCCAUUCUUGGCGGCAUGGCAGAUGCACUGCCUACGCAUUCCCCCAGCGACGACUCCUCUGACCUCGCAUCCUCGUACGAAGUCAUCGCUCUUCUCAUCCACUCAUAUCUUUCCGCCAUCGGAUUCAAGCUCCAGGGCUUUGACGAGGACAAGAAAAUACCCGAAUGUGAAUCUCUGGCCCCUCGUCUGCCAUCACAAUGGAACUCAGGUUUCGGCUCUUACAGUUUUGUCUACUCACACAAGCAAUCCGCCAUGAGCUUCAGCAUCCGCGUUGAUCGCAUGGGUAAGAAGGUCGAAGUCCGAGGACUGGCUGUUGGAGAUGACAAUAUUCGUCGCUUUGAACGUUCUAUUAGCGAAGUUGUGGAUUCUAAGAAGCUCCCUAUUCGCAUCACAAUCAAGGAUGAUCAGGAAGACCGAUCCGAUCUUGUCGACAAGCUCCGCGGUGUAUUUACCUCUGAGCAAGCCAUCGCUGAUAUACUUCAUGACCUUAAAGUCAACAUUGUUCAGAAACUGAUUCCCAAGCUUCAAAGCGACGGUUAUAUUGAGACAGCUGAAGCAGAAGCUAACGCACGUUCCGAGCGCCGCGAUCAAGAAGCACAGAACCCUCAUCGACCCUUUCGCGGCGAUCCCGUGCCGAACCCUAAUAUGCCUUUAUCCCCAGCAAACCCACUCCCAGAGAUGGCUCGUCCUCGGCCUCAUCCAGUAGGUGACUUCCCUCCUCCAGGCUUUGAAGAUGAAUACGAAAUGAACCGUCCCCCACGAGACCUUCGAAUGCCUGGCAGGUCGCCUUACAGCAUCGGCCAUGAUGACCUGCAUCCACCUGGUCUGGGCCCGCACGAUCCUCUCCGCGGCUCGUUCAUCGGUGGGGGGUUACCUCGGCCAGGUGGUGGUUCAGGUAUGCAUCCCACGUUCGAUGAUCCCUUGUUUGGAGGUCAAGGAGGCAAUGGACAACCUGGUUUCGAUCCGCAAGCACCACCUGGAGCACGAUGGGAUCCCACUGGCCCUGGCGGCAACCCCAGAUUCCCUGGCCCUGGCAGUGGAAGGGGAAAUAACCCUUUUGGUGGGGGCUUCAGUGGAGGUUUUGGAGGUUAUGGCGGAGACAUCAUCUAA